Penicillium soppii is the source of this 267-nucleotide messenger RNA. Its product is annotated as Pantothenate transporter liz1. Bases 1 to 267 code for a protein of 88 amino acids. The record is from RefSeq and is a predicted model, not a curated record. NCBI's taxonomy places the organism in Eukaryota, Fungi, Ascomycota, Eurotiomycetes, Eurotiales, Aspergillaceae. The transcript is spliced from 2 exons.
AUGACGACUCAGAUCUUUGGACUCUUGCCAAAUGGAAUUCUUGCAUUUUGGCCCGCAAGUGUGCCAUUAAAAGAGUUCGCUUUCCUAACGGCAAACGUCCAGCUCAUGACUGCUGUAUUUUACACCUGGGCGAACGAGGUGUGUGCCGGCGAUAACGAAGAACGAGCCGUGGUUGUCAGUAGCAUGAAUGGCUUCCAAUAUGCCGUAGCCGCUUGGUUACCUAUUCUCAUUUUCCCGCAGACCAUGGCUCCAACAUUCCGUAAGUGA